UGGACAAGUGGCGUAAUACGUAAUCACCCGCGCGCUGGAUGUGAUGCUGUAGGAGAAACGGCGGAGCGUGGUCUGGUGGUUCGGUUUGCGGUGAGUCCGCGCGGCGGUGAAGGUUCUCGGCUUUUGGAGGAAUCGGCCUGGGGCGGGGUCCCCCAGGUAACUUUGGUGCUGGUGGAGUUCGUUGAUUCCUGAAAAAAUACAAUGGCAUAUAGAAGAGAUGAUAUUUGGUCUGAAGGACGCUAUGAGUAUGACAGACUUCCAAGAGAACGCUUACCUCCUAGAAGUCAUCCUGAGGAUGAGACCAGCUAUCGAUGGGCAAGGGAUGAACAUCCCAUAAGUAGACAGCCUGACUAUAGGGACACUAGAGAUGGCUUUAGAAGAAAAACUUUCUACUCUUCCCAUCACAUGAGAGAACGGUCUCCUCACAAAAGGGAAAAUCCAUUCUUCCGGGAGUCUCCUGUAAAUCGAAAAGAUUCUCCUCAUAGCAGAUCUGGCUCCAGUGUUAGCAGCAGAAGUUACUCUCCAGAACGGAGUAAAGCUUAUUCUUUUCACCAGUCUCAGCAUAGAAAGUCCGUGCGUGCUGGUGCCUGCUACAAACAGCAAAAUGAAGGAGAGCCAGGAAGAGGUAAAGAGAGACCUUCUGGCCAGUCUUUGAAAACAUCAAGAGAUACUUCUCCCUCCAGUUCCACAGCAGCUCCCUCAUCAAAGGUCUUGGAUAAACCUAGCAGGCUAACUGAAAAGGAGCUUGCUGAAGCUGCAAACAAGUGGGCUGCAGAAAAAUUAGAGAAGACUGAUGAGAAUAACUUACCAGAAAUUUCUGAUUAUGAUUGUGGGUCUUCAGCUCCAUUGUACAAUGACCAACCAGAAGAGCCUGAGACAAAUGCCACAGAUAGUAUUGAACUGUUUGAAGAUAACCAGGUAACCAGUCGCUCAAAAGCAAUAGCAUCGAAGACCAAAGAAAUUGAACAGGUUUAUCGACAAGACUGUGAAACUUUUGGGAUGGUUGUAAAAAUGCUGAUUGAUAAAGAUCCUUCAUUAGAAAAGUCUGUGCAGUUCGCUUUGAGGCAGAAUUUACAUGAAAUAGGUGAGCGAUGCAUUGAAGAACUGAAGCAUUUCAUUACAGAAUAUGAUGCUGCCAAUCAAGAAUUUGGGGAGCCUUUCUAAGAUUACAUGCUGAGGCAAAAGAUAAUGUACUUCUUUGUUGUUUUUUUUCUGGAUUAUAUAGAUCCUUAAUAUAUGGAAUACUUUUAUAGGUACUUAGGAAGAUAUUUUAGUAUACUUAGCCACACAUUUAGAUAUCUUUAUCAUUAUUAUAUUGAAAGAAUAUCUAAAAAUCUUUUUAUUAGCACUGAGCAAAGGUUCUUGAUCUAUAACUUAACAUAAGCUUUUUUUGUAGGAUGAAGAGUGUCAGUUCUUUUUUUCCAGUAUGCCUAUUUGCAAAAAAAUAUGUCCUAGAGGUUAGUUUUCUACAAUUGUUUGUCUCCAGUCUCAGACAGUAUACAAUCAUAUGCUUUGUCAUACGAAUUUAAACUUAGUUUACCAAUUAGAUAUUACUUUGAAAUCAUUUUUUUCCAAGUCAUUGAAAACCCUUUGAAUUUCCACAUGACCUGCAUUUCAAAAGUUCUAUGACUUGAUGUCAUGGUUUUAUUGCUUGACUUGUUUCUUAAGCCUUCAAACUUUUACAACCUUAAACAUUCUAAUAAUCUACUUUCUACGUUAGCUGACUGCUUGAAGUUAUCACAGUUUAAAUGUACUAAUUUGAUUGUGUAAAAAUUGCUUUAAAAAAUCCUAAAGCUCCAAUAAGUUCUACAUCCAAGAAUGUAGGAUUUUCAAUAUUAAAAGAUUUUCCACAAAUUUUAUAGGCCUAGAAAGAAUUCUUUAUCAACAUGAGAAACAAUAGAUUUUUUUUUUCCACAUAGGUCUUUAUUUCAGAGUUUAUCAGUUUGUCUUUUGUUCUGUGGAUCAUUAGGAAACUAACAGAUCGUACAAGUGAUUUCAGCUUAAAGGUUUGUUUAUUUAGGGACUCCCAGGACCAUGGAUAUUCUGCCAAUUUUUGAGGUUAGGUGUGGCAGAUUUAUUUUUUCUUUUUGUUACAUUAAUAAGUCACAGAGUUUCAAAUCAUGUUAUUAUUACUGCCUGCUUUCCUUAUCUGUCCAAUGUCUCUUCUCUAACCUGAAUUCUGCCAUCAUUUUUAGUGGCUUAUUUUGAUAAUGUUUUGAAGGCUUCCAAAUAGUAGGGACCAAAAUUAUGUUAAAUGUUCAUUUCCAGCUAGCCAUUUAUUUAAAAAUCAUGCUAGAAUGGAAAUAAGGAAACAGUGUAAUUGGUACUGGAUAUGAUGAGUACCACACCUGAAAAUUGAAAGAGUAAGAGAAAGAUGUAAUUCCAAAUCAUCCCCAACCUCAGCCUUGCCAAAUUAGGCCACUUUGAGUCAUAAUUUUUGAUACUUAGUAUCACAGUUUCUUAACCAUAAACUAGAAGUAAUCCUUAUCCAUCAUCCUUGAUAUUCUUCUCCAAUUGUCUGAGACUAAUUUGUUGGCUACCUAGCCUAGAGAAAACUAAGGCAACAGUAGUUUUAUUAUUCAAUUCUCUGUUUCCUUUUUCUUUCAUUCAAUUUUAUUAAGUAAUAUCACUUCCUGAAUAAAAAGUGAGAAAAUAUAGAGAUACCAAAAACAAUGAACAAUUUUUUUGUUGAGCAUCAUUAAAAAUAAUUUUACUAAGUUAAAGUCUAUCAGCUAACCAGUUAAAUAUAGUUUUGUUCUUCCUGUCCUCAAAACAUUGUGUUUAGUAGCUAAAGGUUUUUUGUGGUUAGCCAUCAAUAAUAUUUUUGGUAGGGAUAUCUGUUAAUUAUAGAAAAAAAGGUAGACUUUAAAGAGUAACUUUGCAGCAUGUAAAUUCAAAUGUGAACUAGAGUGGUUUAUGUUGUAAGUUCUCCUUCUUAAAAUGUUUUUAUUAGAAUUACCCAUUAUUUUCUGCAGAAUAUCCCCAGGUAAUGUGCUGUACUUUCAGUAUGUCUUCUUAAAGUCUUGCUGUGCAUGUAGUUGAAAUUCAAAGGGAAAAUGGAGUUUUGUGACGCCUACUUGUAUAAACUUUAAAAAAAAUAAAUAAAACAACCAGUUUGAAAUCA
Messenger RNA from Phascolarctos cinereus (koala), 3124 nucleotides. RefSeq names its product periphilin 1 (gene PPHLN1). Gene Ontology annotation, cellular component: nucleoplasm. NCBI's taxonomy places the organism in Eukaryota, Metazoa, Chordata, Mammalia, Diprotodontia, Phascolarctidae. The record is from RefSeq and is a predicted model, not a curated record. Gene Ontology annotation, biological process: negative regulation of DNA-templated transcription; negative regulation of gene expression, epigenetic; protein localization to heterochromatin.